AGCAUGUAUAUCUUUAGGAUCCAAGACCCGGGCCAUUGGGAAUGCAGCAAAGAGCCAGAUUGUCACAAAUGUCAAAAACACCUUACAUGGUUUCAAAAAACUGCAUGGCAGAGCAUUUGAUGAUCCUUACAUACAAGCUGAGAGGGCCAAACUUCCCUAUGAACUUCAGAAGAUGCCAAAUGGCUCCGUAGGAGUAAAGGUGAGGUACCUAGAUGAAGAGAGACAGUUUGCAAUUGAACAGAUUACAGGAAUGUUAUUGGCCAAACUUAAAGAGACUUCAGAAAAUGCUCUGAAGAAGCCAGUGGCAGACUGUGUGAUUUCAGUACCCAGUUUCUUCACUGAUGCUGAGAGAAGGUCUGUCAUGGCAGCUGCACAGAUUGCAGGAUUAAAUUGUCUGAAGCUGAUGAAUGAAACUACAGCAGUGGCACUGGCCUAUGGGAUAUACAAGCAAGACCUGCCGGCCUUGGAAGAGAAGCCAAGAAAUGUGGUCUUCGUAGAUAUGGGGCAUUCUGCAUAUCAGGUUUCCAUCUGUGCUUUUAACAAGGGAAAACUGAAGGUCUUGGCUACUACCUUUGACCCUUUCAUAGGUGGUAGGAAUUUUGAUGAGGCUUUAGUAGAUUACUUCUCUGAAGAAUUUAGGACAAAAUAUAAGCUGAAUGUAAAAGAGAAUCCCCGAGCGCUGUUACGAUUGUAUCAGGAAUGUGAAAAACUAAAGAAGCUUAUGAGUGCAAAUGCUUCUGACCUUCCACUCAAUAUUGAGUGCUUCAUGAAUGAUCUUGAUGUCUCCAGUAAGAUGAACAGAGCUCAGUUUGAGCAGCUGUGUGCUGCCCUUCUCUCCAGAGUGGAGCCACCUCUGCGAGCAGCCAUGGAGCAAGCUAAACUUCAGCGCGAAGAUAUCUACAGUAUAGAAAUAGUAGGUGGGGCUACUAGAAUUCCAGCAGUGAAGGAACAGAUCUCUAACUUUUUCUGUAAAGAGAUAAGCACCACGCUAAACGCUGAUGAAGCUGUUGCAAGAGGCUGUGCCUUGCAGUGUGCAAUUCUUUCCCCAGCUUUUAAAGUGCGUGAAUUUUCCAUCACGGAUGUUGUUCCUUAUUCUGUAACGUUAAGAUGGAAAUCAUCGUACGAAGAAGGAACAGGGGAGUGCGAAGUCUUCAGUAAGAAUCAUGCUGCUCCAUUCUCCAAAGUAAUUACUUUUCACAAGAAAGAGCCUUUUGACCUGGAAGCUUUCUACACCCAUCCACAUGAAGUGCCUUAUCCUGACUCCAGAAUAGGGCGUUUCACUAUUCAGAACGUGGGUCCGCAGCACGACGGCGACAACUCCAAAGUGAAGGUCAAAGUGCGCGUCAACAUCCACGGGCUGUUCAGCGUGGCGAGCGCCUCCGUCAUAGAGAGGCAGAACGUGGAGGGAGAUCACACGGAUACGCCCAUGGACACUGAGUCGUCCAGUAAGAACCAAGGCAGAGAUGAUGACCUGGAUAAAAUGCAGGUUGAUCAAGAUGAAGGUAUUCAGAGAAGUCAAGCUGAACAACAGAACCAAGCAGAUGAGGAAACUGAAAAUGCAGGAACUGAAACAAAAGCUGCUUCUGGAGACAAACAAGAUCAUCCAGCCCAGCCAAAGGCUAAAGCAAAAGUUAAGAGUAUUGACCUACCUAUACAGGCAAGCCUCUAUAGACAACUGGGACAAGAUAUUAUCAAUUGCUAUAUAGAAAAUGAGGGAAAGAUGAUGAUGCAAGACAAGCUUGAGAAAGAAAGAAACGAUGCUAAGAAUGCUGUUGAAGAAUAUGUAUAUGACUUCAGAGACAAACUGUGUGGAGUCUUCGAGAAAUUCAUCACUGAAGAAGAUUCAAACAAGCUGACCUUGAUGUUGGAGGACACAGAAAACUGGCUUUAUGAGGAUGGAGAGGACCAGCCAAAACAAGUAUACAUGGACAAGCUUCAGGAAUUAAGAAAAUUUGGACAGCCUAUUCAGGAGAGAUACAUGGAACACGAAGAGAGACCAAAAGCUUUAAAUGACCUUGGAAAGAAGAUUCAGCUCCUUAUGAAAUCAGUAGAAGCAUACAAAAAUAAGGAUGAAAAAUAUGAUCACCUAGAUCCUGCUGAGAUGGAAAAAGUUGAAAAAUACAUAAACGAGGCUAUGAAUUGGUUGAACAGCAAAAUGAAUGCCCAAAACAAAUUAAGUCUAACUCAGGAUCCAGUUGUCAAAGUGGCAGAAAUACUGACCAAAUCAAAGGAGCUGGAUGGCUUCUGUAAUCCCAUCCUGUACAAGCCCAAGCCGAAGGUGGAGCCUCCCAGUGACGGGCAGUCGAAAGCCAACGGGGAACACAACGGGCCAGUGAACGGGCAGAGCGGCACGGAAACAAAACCUGACCCAGCCAGGGACAGUCCUCAGCAGAACAAACCACCCGGGGAAAUGGAAGUGGACUAAACCUUGCAUUUCUUUUAAUCAAAAUAGUGCAAGUAACCACAGGGUCCAUUCUUUGUCUGGUACACCCCUCAGAUGUUCAGUUAUUCUAAGCCAACCUUCUGUCAUUUGUUGCUGAGUAGUUUUGAAAGUGUUUUAUAUUAAGUACACCUCUAAUGUUCAUUUCCACUGAUGCUGCUUAUGUGGAGCUUUAGCCAAAUGUAGAUUGUAUAAGUCAGUUUAAGCUUUCCCAAUAUAUUUUAUAUCAAACAUACAGAAUUGAUAUAUAAACGGCAACAAUCUACCUUAUUUAAAGCUUUUAUUGUGGAUAAACCUCAGCUCCUUUAUUCAGGAAAGGAUACUGUAUUGCACUACUGAUGCUCAAGUGUAGAUCUAAUUGCAUCUUUAUUUUGGAAAAAUAUUGGAAUUGAAGUGGCAAAACCAGUCACUUGAAGCACUGACCUUUUCUAGUUAUUGUAUUGUUAUAAUUUAAAUAUUAAAAUAGAGGUUAGUUGGCA
This is a messenger RNA of Merops nubicus (carmine bee-eater), 2919 nucleotides long. It is a transcript of the gene HSPA4L, whose product is annotated as heat shock 70kDa protein 4-like. Gene Ontology annotation, biological process: protein folding. The record is from RefSeq and is a predicted model, not a curated record. Lineage: Eukaryota; Metazoa; Chordata; Aves; Coraciiformes; Meropidae. The annotation marks the transcript as partial. Gene Ontology annotation, cellular component: nucleus; cytosol. Gene Ontology annotation, molecular function: ATP-dependent protein folding chaperone; ATP binding. The transcript has 18 exons.